UAGGUGUUCUGUAUUUUACAUUUUAUUUAAGAUUCUUGUUCUCUGGCUUUCCGGUAAUGGUCCUCGACUAGUAAAUGCUUUAACCGAUUCAAUGUUAUCCGAUUUAAUAACAAAGCAUCUGAGAGAAGUAUUACAAGAUAGAAAUAUUCGACCUCCAGUUAAAAUAAUUCGCACAAAAUGGCUAAAUGACCAAAACUUUCUUGGUUCAUAUACAUAUAUAACACCUCAAUCAAGUUUAAUUUCUGAUGACCCUUUCUCCAUAUUGGCAGAACCAAUUUAUUCAAAAAAGGAUCAAAAAUUAAAAUUAUUGUUUGCUGGAGAGGGGACACACAGUCAAAUAUUCCAAACAACUAUUGGAGCUUUUGAAAGUGGACAAAGGGAGGCUGAACGAAUAAAAGAAUAUUUAAUUGGAAUUAAUAAAUGUUAA
Molecule: messenger RNA, 427 nt
Organism: Meloidogyne enterolobii
Lineage: Eukaryota; Metazoa; Nematoda; Chromadorea; Rhabditida; Meloidogynidae
Source: the annotation of a GenBank genome assembly